Molecule: messenger RNA, 1422 nt
Organism: Vicia villosa (hairy vetch)
Lineage: Eukaryota; Viridiplantae; Streptophyta; Magnoliopsida; Fabales; Fabaceae
Product: auxin-responsive protein IAA26-like
Exons: 6
Coding region: 353-1222 (289 amino acids)
Biological process (GO): regulation of DNA-templated transcription
Cellular component (GO): nucleus
Molecular function (GO): protein binding
Source: RefSeq, a predicted model, not a curated record
UUCCUGUGAUAAACAACCCAACGUUGUUCAUUGUUUGCGUGUGUGUAUUAUCUUCUAUUUCCGUUCCUCUUUUCUCUCUCUCCCUUUAUUAAGAGGAGAGAGAAACUAUAGGACCCUCUAAGCGUGCAAAUAAAAGACUUUAAAGCAAACCAAAACAUAACCAUAUCACAAUCUCUUGCUAUUAUUAUCACACUCUCUCUUUGUGGGGUUUUUCUCUUCACCUUUGCUCUAUAAUAUUUCUACUAUCUCUUCUUCUUCUUUUAAGCUUUCAUUCUAGAAUCUUUCUCUCCCUAACCCUAACACUCUUGUUCUUUUUUUCACAUAAGGUUUCUCAAGUCUGUUCAACAAAGUGAUGCAUGAAAUGUCAAGAAACGAGAGAGAAUCUUCAGAGGAAAGAAAGCUGGAACUAAGGCUUGCUCCACCUGGUGUUGAAAACUGGUUUCACACCAACAACAACAACAAACAAAGAGAUCUUGAUUUUGAUUCAAACCAUAAACUCUCUCUUGGUAGUAGUAACUACUUUUCAACAAACAAUACAUCAUCAUUUCUUCACUUUCCAUCAACCCAACAACAUGUGAGAGGCAAAGAAUCUUCAUCAUCACAAGCCUGUUGUCCUAAGCUUGUAGACUUAGAGAAUGGUGGUAAUAACAAAGUUACAGCUGUUUCCAACACUUCUCAGAAAAGAACUGCUCCUGGACCAGUAGUAGGUUGGCCACCUAUAAGGUCAUUCAGGAAGAAUCUUGCAACAAGCAGCAUUUCUAAACCAACAUCACAAACUGAAUCUCAGACUCAACAUCAUCAAAACAAGGUUGUUGCUGGUAAAAAACCUAUUGACAAUAACUAUGGUGGUAAAGGUUUGUUUGUUAAAAUCAACAUGGAUGGUGUUCCUAUUGGUAGAAAAGUUGAUCUUAAAGCUUAUCAUAGCUAUGAAAAUCUCUCCAUAGCUGUUGAUGAACUCUUUAGAGGACUCCUUAAAGCUCAAGGAGAUUCUUCUGGUUGUGGAAGCAAGAAAAAUGAAGAUGAAGAAAAAGUGAUUAGUGGAAUAUUGGAUGGAAGUGGAGAAUAUACUCUUGUAUAUGAGGAUAAUGAAGGAGACAGGAUGCUUGUUGGUGAUGUCCCAUGGCAUAUGUUUGUAUCAACAGUGAAGAGGCUUCGAGUGUUGAAGAGUACAGAGCUUUCUGCAUUUACACUUGGGGCAAAGCAAGAGAAGAUAUGUACUUGAUUUGGCAAUGGAAUGAAAGUGUAUGAUUAUGAAUGUUUUUUUUUUUUAAAUGAAGAUUUGAAAUGUUUAUGGGUUUUGUAUAAAUAGGGAAGUACAACUUCAAGAAUGUGUGUACUCAUGAUUUACUGUGAAGUGACUAUUAUUAACUUGUUUUGGUUUGAAUUUUGAAGUCAAUUUUGUAGAUUGCUGUUGUUUUUUUU